AUGGCUUUGACUUACAGCAUGACGGCCUUUGCCUACUACUCCGCUCUUCUUGCUGUAUUUGCUUCGCUAAGCAAUGCCGCAUUGUCCUCUACAGGCUUCACCGUUAGCCUAGAUGGUGUUCCCUACUACAUUACUCCAGAUGCGGUAGCUACUAUCAACAUGACGACGAGCUUUCGCAAUAGCGCCAAGUCAUCAGGAUUUUUUACUCCAAUCACAGUCAUGAAAACCGAUGACGCUGCCUUUUCCGGCGACAUCUUCAAUUCGCUCGUAUCGAACUGGACAGGAGUGGACGAUGUUUUCCAGAGUGGCUUUCUACAAGGCGUCUACAUGCAAUACACCGGGUCCGCAUAUUCGAGGGCCAAGCAGGCCAUCGAGCUCAGCCUUGCCAACGCACCCGUUUUGACUGCCCGGGUCGACGCAGCCAAUGCCAUUCCAGAAGGGCCGUACUUCGUCUCUUCCUCAGGUGACCUCUAUCAGCCAUGGCGUCUUUAUUCUGACAUCAUGGGUGCGUUCUCGGAGAGCACCAUUCCAAAUGCAGACGGAAGUUUUGGUGUACUUCCUGCAAAUAUACAGGGCCAAUCGCUUGCCGUUGCCGUUCCCUCUCGCCUAUCCUACACGAAGACUCCCGAGAAGCCUCUCGCUGGUGUCCGGCUCGGGGUAAAAGACAUCUAUGAUGUUGCCGGGAUAAAAACGGGCAACGGCAACCGCGCCUGGUAUCACUUCUAUCCGGAGGCCAACAAGACUGCUUUAGCCGUCCAGAGACUGGCGGAUGCCGGUGCUAUCAUUGUAGGCAAGAUGAAGACUUCUCAAUUUGCCAAUGGCGAGAGUGCGACUGCCGACUGGGUCGACUAUCACGCGCCCUUCAAUCCCCGCGGGGAUGGGUACCAGCAGCCUUCGUCCUCAUCCUCAGGCCCUGGCGCUGGCGAGGGUGCUUAUGAAUGGCUCGACAUCACACUCGGAAGUGACACUGGUGGCUCCGUCCGCGGCCCCUCCCAAUCCCAAGGUCUGUUCGGCAACCGUCCUUCUCAUGGACUCGUGGAGCUCACCAACGUCAUGCCUCUUGCGCCUGAGCUGGACACCGCUGGCUUACUUUGCCGUGACCCCGCUAUUUGGACCGCUGCGGCGCAGGCCAUGUACUCCGACAACAUUACCAUCUCUUCGUCCUACCCGAAGAAGAUCCUGCUUGCUGAUUUUCCCACCGAGGCUGGCGAGUACGAAAGUGACGCUCUAUUGCUAGACUUUGUCAGCAAACUCUCCUCCUUCCUCGGCGCCAACGCCACCGCUUUCAACAUGAGCGAAGCAUGGGCGACAGACAACCCGGACACAACCCCGGUCGACGAGCUUCUCAACACGACGUACCCGCUCCUCAUCGCCAAAGAGCAGACCCAGCUCGUGCGCGAUCCCUGGUACGCCGAGUACGCGGCCGCCAACGACGGGCGUCUUCCUUUCGUGAAUCCGGCGCCGUUGGCACGCUGGUCGUAUGGCGACAAUUCGUCAGCGACGAUCGCGGAGGCGGUGGCCAAUAAGACGCAGUUCAUGGCGUGGUUCAACAGCAGCGUGCUCGCGCCCGACGCCGAGACGUGCUCGAGUAGCCUGCUGCUCUACAUCGGCAGCACCGAGGCGGACAUCGCUUACCGUAACUUGUACCUCAGCCCACCAUCCAUUCCAUUUGGCUUCAGCUCGUCGCGCAUCUCGGUAUUCUCCGAGGCGCCGGAUAUGGUGGUGCCGAUUGGCCAGGCGAGCUAUUUCUCAAGCAUCACAAACCAUACAGAGAUACUUCCGGUAACGGUUGAUUUCAUGGCGGCGAAAGGGUGCGAUGGGAUGGUAUUCUCGCUCGUGGAGGACUUGGUGGCCGAGGGGAUUAUCAGCGUGAGCAAAGCGGGCAGAACAAACGUGGAUGGUGGACAGAUCCUGUUCAGGCGAAGUGAGGUCGGGCAGUGA
This is a messenger RNA of Diplodia corticola, 1941 nucleotides long. RefSeq names its product glutamyl-trna amidotransferase. The transcript has 2 exons. The record is from RefSeq and is a predicted model, not a curated record. Lineage: Eukaryota; Fungi; Ascomycota; Dothideomycetes; Botryosphaeriales; Botryosphaeriaceae. Bases 1 to 1941 code for a protein of 646 amino acids.